This is a messenger RNA of Cuscuta campestris, 1378 nucleotides long. Lineage: Eukaryota; Viridiplantae; Streptophyta; Magnoliopsida; Solanales; Convolvulaceae. The record is from the annotation of a GenBank genome assembly.
GUAUAGCUCGAGAGAGUCUCUUGGGAGGCUGGAUUAGCCACAAGUUGUGGUGAACCAGGGUAAGUUCGGUGUGCCUCUUACUCUUCUCUUUACUUCUCUUUUGAAUUUUUAAUUCCUGCGAUUUCUACGAUCAAACGUUAUUCACCCCCCCUCUAGCGUUGGUCUAUUAUUCUAACAAUUGGUAUUAGAGCCUAACUCGCGCCCAAACUUAACCGUUUGAGAAUAAAGCGAUCAUGGGUUCUUCUUCUAGAAAUCUUUAUGUAGGGAUCGGAGAAGGUCAAUCAACUUCUAGGCCAUCACUCUUUGAUGGCACCAACUACACAUAUUGGAAAGAGCGGAUGAAAAUUUAUAUCCGCUCAACCAACUUCCAGUUGUGGUUGGUCAUCAAGAACGGCGAAGAAACGCCAAUGAAGAAGGUUGGUGAAAAACUCGUCCCAGAGACCGAGGACGAAUUUGAUGUCGAAGACAUCAAAAAGGUGGAGAACUACGCCAAGGCAAUCAACAUGCUCUAUUGCGCUGUCAACCCCGAUGAUUAUCGCAAGAUCUCUUGCUGCACCACCGCCAAAGAAAUGUGGGACAAGCUGGAGAUGAAGGAAGGCGAAAAGAUCGAUGACAUAUUCGAUCGGUUCUCAAAGAUCAUGAACGACCUUCAUGCUCUCAAGAAGACUUACGCCAACAAGGAUCUCGUGAGGAAAAUCCUGCGGAGUCUCACACCCAAAUGGAGAUCAAAGGCUGACGCAAUCUACGAAUCCAUCGGAGUCUCCAACGUCACCAUCGAUGGGUUAAGAGGUAACCUCAAAACUUAUGAAUAUACUAUUCUAACCCCGUCUUUGGAUGAACAAAAGAAGAAAGGAAUAACGCUCAAAGCAACCAAGAAGACGGUGGAAGAAGUCUCAAACGAUGAUGACAACGAGUUUGGACUCGUCAUCAAGAAAUUCUACAAAUUCAUGAAGAAGGAAUUUGAGCGUAAAGGAAGAAAGCACGACGGUCCCUUGAAGUGCUAUGGCUGUGGCGAGAUAGGCCACAUCAAGCCGAGAUGUCCAAAAGGAAAAAACGGCAAGGACGAACCCAGCUUCAAAAAGCAACGAGCCUAUAUCUCAUGGGCUGGCGACUCCGGUAACAAGUCAACUGACCAAGAAGAGGAAGAAACCGCCAACCUCUGUCUCAUGGAACACGAAGACCACGCCGACAAAGUACAAAAGGUAUGUACCACUUCUUCCGACUCUUAAAGUUUUGAAGAGAUGCAAGAAGCACUUCGAGAGCUUUACGAUGAAUUUGUUAGCGCUUCUAAAACUAACAAAUCAUUAAAGAAACGCCUUUCAACUCUUGAAAACGAUUUUGAAAAACUAGAAAAAGAUAAUGAAAAGCUAAAACAAGA